AUGCUCAAGAACCUGAUGGGACUGUUCUCGAAAGCUUCCUCAUCGGCAUCGGCCGGCGCCAGCAGCAGUGCCCCACCGACUUACGUCUACAAGCUCGUCACGCAUCCGACCGUGAACCAACGCUAUGCAUUCCCGAUCCCAAUUCCAGCUUCUCACGAGUUUGCUAUCUCUGAAUUGGAUGCCAAGGCAAGUGGUGUGAUUACUAACAUCAAAUGGAUCUGCAAGAGCGAUAGGCUGACGCCGUCAACGACGUCAUCGCUCCGCUCAUGGGUUGUAUUCUGCGAUACAGGACGGCUUCAUCCAUCUUUCAACGGCCAACCAAGUUCAAGGCACCUUGGAAAGGUUCUUUCCUCAAGAUCAGAUCGUGACAUUGCUCAAAGUUGACUUUGGGAGAUUGGCCGGGUUCAAGGUUGUCAAAUGGGAGAAGUCGUCGAAUGGCCAAGGUAAGUUUUACCUUCAAAAACUUGUUUAUCCUUCGAUGUAAAGUCCUUGGGAUUGGACUGAUAUUAUCACCUUGGCUCCCGACAGAGUACCCGCAUUUGUAUGCGGUCAACCUCGAAGGCGAAUACAUCGACAGCUUCCGGGAGUUGGCGCGCGGCGAUGAGGGGCGACAGCCCUGGGCUGAGGUGAUCGAGAAGGCGCGACGGGAAGGCUGGCUACAGCAUUGA
Microbotryum saponariae is the source of this 668-nucleotide messenger RNA. The record is from the annotation of a GenBank genome assembly. NCBI's taxonomy places the organism in Eukaryota, Fungi, Basidiomycota, Microbotryomycetes, Microbotryales, Microbotryaceae.